ACUUGGUUGACCUAUCUGUCCUCGUUGACAAUUGCGAACACGCUGAACGCAUCAGGUCACACCGCGCCUACCGGUGCGCUGACCACUGCCACUUCCGGACCACGUCAUUGGAAUACACAAACAUCACACAUGUUGCACGGGAUACGACUACCGCUACAAAUAUUCUAUAUACGUGCCUGUCUGCUCACCGGUCGUGUCGCCGAGGCAAACGACGAGUUGCAAAUUGUGCACUCGGAACGGAACCACGCUAACCGGCCAAUUAUCGUGUCGAGUGAAGUUACCGGGAACGAGCGUGCUGGUCAAGAGACCGGGAACUCCGAACCCGCAGACUCGGGCAUUGCCGAACCGCUGAACGGGUCUGAGUUGACCGGUCCGGAAACAACUUCGAGUGGUGCUGAUGAUGGCGGACAGUCACAGUCACCGAAUCCGGACACCUUACUGAAUGGUCUGACCGAUGCCAGUUGGGAUGUGGGGCGAUGCCAAGAAUGUGCUUCCCCAUCCUCGUUGGCUAUCAUUAUUGUUUUAAAGGGCAAUUUCGCCGAUGCCCUAAGACGCCUUUCGGAUAUCCCACCGUCCACACGAGCUCCGAUUGAGACUGGCCAAUGCGAGAGCACACUGGUUUGGAAUAACUUGGCCCUGGUGCAUCAUCGAGCCGGUCAGUACAAUCUGAGUGGUUUACAGUUGAGACGGGCUUUGCGCGAAACGGACAAAACAAUUCGUGACGCCAUUCCCCAAUCCCGUGGCAAUUCCAAAUCGAGCAACAAGUCCUCGGGCUAUCUGCCGUCCAAUGAACAGUAUUUGGUGGACCAAAUCCCGUUGCACGCCUUCAGUCUCAGUCCACAUCUCGUGUUGUUGCACAAUUUCGGUUUGCAACUGUUGUUCUCCCGGAAACCCACCACAGCGUUCGCCACCCUGCUUCAACUCGUGCACACGUAUCCGCGCAAUCCACGUCUAUGGCUCCGAUUGGCGGAGUGCUGUAUCAGAGUGCAUCGGUCAGUUACUACUGGUAUUUCUGUUUUGUAA
Echinostoma caproni is the source of this 1023-nucleotide messenger RNA. The record is from the annotation of a GenBank genome assembly. Lineage: Eukaryota; Metazoa; Platyhelminthes; Trematoda; Plagiorchiida; Echinostomatidae.